Messenger RNA from Sycon ciliatum, 1166 nucleotides. RefSeq lists its product as uncharacterized. Lineage: Eukaryota; Metazoa; Porifera; Calcarea; Leucosolenida; Sycettidae. The coding region runs from base 342 to 989 and encodes 215 amino acids. The transcript has 12 exons. The record is from RefSeq and is a predicted model, not a curated record.
GCCUUAGGUGCCAAAGUCAGUGCUAGAGUGAUACUGUGCUGUAUGCAGAUAUGCAUCUACCAGUGCAGUGGUACGUACGUGUGCAGCUGUCGCCAAGGAAGCCUUGUUGAUUUACAAGCUUGGCGUGUUACUUAGCAUGGUCGUAAUAUUUUGACACGCACGCACGCUCGUGCACGCACACACACACACACACACACACACAUGCAUAUCGAUGUAGUUUCGCGAGCUACAUUUAGCAAGCCACUGUUGGCUGACAUGGUGACAGCGCAAAGUUUGAGGUGAUACUUCUUAGUACAUAUAGCUGUCCGCACCCAUCAGCUUAGACCAUAAUUAGAAUGUAGAUGCUGCUAUGCUUCUUUUCAGUAGCUCCUUGCUGUUUGCACUGUCCGGACCUGGUCAGUUGUAGUGCUGUCAGAGCCGUGUUAUCGUCAGCCACCACUGUCCUGCUGGAGGAGCUCUUUGCCAGUACCAUGAAUGAAAUUAUCAAUCGCCUCCUGGCCACUGCCGAAGGCCAAAGCCUGUUAGCAAAUGACGACCUGAAUCAGCUCAAGGAAAGGUAUUGGCAAGAACUUGACACCCUGCCAGUUGCCUUGACGAUCGACGUCUAUGACUCAGAAGUGAUUAUCACCGUACAUCACAAGUUGCGCGAAGAACCGGUAAUCUGUAUCGAAGCGUACCCGGGAAAUCCAAGCUGGUUACAUUACUUUGAUCGCUUUGAGAUUCCCCCUGAUUUGUACAAGAAGCGAUUCCUGGAGAUCUUACCUAUGAUUUGUGAUGGCCGUGCACUCCUAUGUCAAAUUAAUAAUCACAAGCCCAAAGUACCUGGUGGAGGCAACGCGGAGACACAGAGAAUCGUUCUCGAACCUGCUAAUAGAAUACCCGAACCACACAAUCCUUUUGCAAGUGUGCAAGAGCAGCAACGUCAGCAGGACUCACUUGUACCAAUGAAUCUGGACCCAACUUUUUCUCCGAAGCGCUUGGCUUUCUGAUUUUUUCUAGAUAAUGAGAGAAACAAAUGGAAGUCAACUGCGUUGAGGCGUUGCAAGGAAGUGCUAAUUUUUGGAAACCCUCCAGGCCAUCAAGACAACGUGACAACACCCUUUACCCAGGUGAUCAGCCAUCGCUCAGUGCAGCCAGCGGCUGAUGAACCUAGUCUGCGACUGGGU